This is a messenger RNA of Lobosporangium transversale, 909 nucleotides long. RefSeq lists its product as hypothetical. The record is from RefSeq and is a predicted model, not a curated record. The coding region runs from base 100 to 858 and encodes 252 amino acids. The transcript has 4 exons. Lineage: Eukaryota; Fungi; Mortierellomycota; Mortierellomycetes; Mortierellales; Mortierellaceae.
UAUAAAACUUUUUUUUUUUUUUUUUUUUUUUUUUUUUGGCUCUUUAGCAAUUUACACUCUUAUAUUUAUAUAGUUUUUUCUUCGUUCGCUUAAGGCUAAAUGUCAAAACGAGAGUUUCGACCAACAAGUCCCAGACGUCCGAUGUUGAAAUCUGAAGACUCUUCCAGUGGGAAAUUGUUAUUUACCCACGAUUUAGAGCUUUUGCCGCAGGAAACAUCCUUCGGCCCUAUCUACACCUGUUUUUUACCAAGAGCUCACAACAAGGAAAAUGAUUACAAAGACAAAGAAAACAAGGCCACUCAUGUCAAUCGCGCCAAUAAUAGCUAUAUUAAUAGCCCUCUUCAAAACAAUAGCAGCAUUAGCAAUGCUAACAAUAAUGGAAACAAUACCAGAAACACUAACACCGGCCACACCAAUGCUACCCCUGUUGACCUGCAUGCUGCCUUUCAGCCGAUACUACAGGAACUCGAAAAGAUGAAUGCCCACUCAGAAGUGGACCGCAGGGAAACACAAAGAUUGUACGAGGAAUUGCAAAGGGCGGUAGCUUCCUCAAAUGAGGACCGCGAUCGAACAGCUAGACAUCUUGAGCAAUUGGUUAAGUCUAUUGCUGAUAUUCAAGGCGACAGAGAAGCCACGAAAAGAGAGCUUGAGCAUAACAGAAUAGAGCACAAUGAGUUUAGACAAGAUAUCGAUAACCUGUACAGAUACCUCAAGCUAACUACCCCAAGUAGGAACGAACGACGUCUGCAGAGAAUCCCAAGUGGCGGUGCUGUUGAGAUUGUACCAUCCAGUCAAACAGAGGAGGAUGAAAUUGAUGACAACAUUAGUGAAUUCGAAAGCAGAGAUCGAGAUAUUUAAUGAUAUAUAUAUAAAAAGUUUAAUUAAAUAAAAGAUGGUUUUUGAAAUUAA